This is a messenger RNA of Leptinotarsa decemlineata (Colorado potato beetle), 1083 nucleotides long. Its product is annotated as lutropin-choriogonadotropic hormone receptor. Gene Ontology annotation, biological process: hormone-mediated signaling pathway; adenylate cyclase-activating G protein-coupled receptor signaling pathway; activation of adenylate cyclase activity. The record is from RefSeq and is a predicted model, not a curated record. Gene Ontology annotation, cellular component: plasma membrane. Gene Ontology annotation, molecular function: G protein-coupled peptide receptor activity; protein binding; protein-hormone receptor activity. Lineage: Eukaryota; Metazoa; Arthropoda; Insecta; Coleoptera; Chrysomelidae.
UUCAUUCCAUCGGAAUGAUAUUUUCAAAUUUUCAAAUGAAAAUGAUGUUUCAGGUCAAGUGCUAUCCACCUCCAGAUGCUUUCAAUCCAUGUGAAGAUUUGAUGGGUAACUGGGGAUUACGAAUUCCAGUGUGGUUCAUCUCUUUGUCAGCAGUUACUGGCAACCUAUUCGUCGUAAUAGUCAUCUCAACUUCCCAUUUCCGACUGACAGUGUCCAAAUUUCUGAUGUGUAAUUUAGCCAUAGCUGACCUGUGCAUUGGAAUUCAUUUAUUGUUGAUAGCUACAGUUGAUGCUUGCUCCAUUGGAGUUUACUUCAACUCUGCGAUAGAUUGGCAGGAAGGAAAUGGUUGCAAUGUAGCUGGUUUUCUUACUAUUUUCGGCAACAUACUUUCUGUUUACACCUUGGCUGUAAUCACGACAGAACGCUGGUAUACUAUAACCUGGGCUAUACACCUCAACAAACGACUCAAACUCCGAAAUGCUGUCAGAGUUAUGGUGGCUGGCUGGAUUUGUGCACUUCUGAUGGCCGUGUUACCUCUAAUAGGAGUUAGCAAUUAUUCCAGAACAAGUAUAUGUUUGCCUCUAGAAAACAAAGGAAAAGCGGAUGUCAUUUACUUGUCUACGUUAUUAGCUUUCAAUGCUGUAGCUUUUGCAUUGAUAUGUGUAUGCUAUGGAAGUAUGUAUAAGUCUAUACGAGAAGGGGGCCGUACAGGUUUCGCAACAUCUGUCCGCAGUGAUCUGACAGUAGCCAAGCGCAUGGCUCUCCUAGUAUUCACUGAUUUCGCAUGUUGGUCACCAAUCGCAUUUUUUGGACUCACCGCUCUCCUUGGUUAUCCACUCAUCACCGUGACUCAAUCUAAAAUUCUUUUGGUAUUCUUCUAUCCUCUCAACAGUUGUGCCAACCCUUGCCUCUAUGCACUCUUGACCCAGCAGUACCGAAGAGACUUCUUCAUUCUGAUGGGGCGCUAUGGACUGUGCAAAGACAGAGCCGAACGUCACAAAGGGGCUAUCGGUGGCAAACCCUUGCCUUACGGAACCGGCCUGCAGUAUAAGAGAACUUGUAUAGAUGGUGGGGUCAAAGUGA